Molecule: messenger RNA, 2687 nt
Organism: Xenia sp. Carnegie-2017
Lineage: Eukaryota; Metazoa; Cnidaria; Anthozoa; Malacalcyonacea; Xeniidae
Product: short transient receptor potential channel 4-like
Exons: 9
Coding region: 52-2190 (712 amino acids)
Biological process (GO): manganese ion transport; calcium ion transmembrane transport; regulation of cytosolic calcium ion concentration
Cellular component (GO): cation channel complex; membrane
Molecular function (GO): inositol 1,4,5 trisphosphate binding; store-operated calcium channel activity; protein binding
Source: RefSeq, a predicted model, not a curated record
GGGACACAAUAUAACAAGUACAGCAAAUUUUGUUGAUGAGUUGAAAGAGUUAUGCAAAGGGGAGAAAAUCAAAACGAAGUAGAAUUCUUCGAUGCUGUUAAGGAAGGUGACAUUUUUUCGGUGAAGAGUAAAAUCCGCGACACCAACAAUCCAGUCAAUGUUAACGCCAUAAACUCGUAUGGAAAAACGGCACUUCAAAUCGCGGCCAAAAACAGUCACAAAGACGUCAUAGAUGAGCUUUUGGCGGCAAAGGCCGACUUCAAAAUGGCUCUUUUACAAAGCGUUGACCAACACGAUCUUGAAGAGAUAAAAAAUUUGGUGUCAAACCUUCCAGAAAACAUCAAGAUAUCAGACUAUAGCUUCAUCACGCCAACAAUAAGAGCAGCUCAAUUGGACCACUACGACAUUGUACAUUAUUUUAUAUUGCACAAGUACUUUAUCGAAAAGCCACAUGAGUGUGAUUGCAAUUGUGAAUUAUGCAAACCCAAGUCGGACAUGCUUCGUUCACAGAUUGCUAAAAAUCAUUUUGAAGGGCUUUCAAGUCCGGUCUAUAUGUGUUUAAGUUAUUUAGAAGACAAGACAGGCAAAACGGAAGACCCGCUCUCUCAAGCAUUCGCUCUAAAUUUGAAGUUACUCAAGCGCGCCAGAGAUGAUUUUGAACUAAAAAACGAAUACACCGAAUUGUCAAAGAAAUGCAAAACUUUCAUGACGGAACUGUACAAUUGUUGCAGAAACAUGGAGGAACAAAUGGCACUCAUGAAUGUCGAUUUCGACUGUAGUAGUGCACACAAAGGAACAAGCGAGGAACGUAAAGCUGUUGUGAAAUGGCUGACGAAAGUCAUUGAGAGCGAUCUAAAAGAGUUCGUGGCGCAUCCGCGUAGCCAACAACUGUUGAACAUGGUCGUGUACUCCGGCGUCCCAUGGAAUAUCCGAAGAAAAUCCACGACAUCUCUUCUUUUUGCUUUUAUUCUAUAUACCAUUCUUUUCCCACUAAUUGUGUUUAUAUACAUCUGCUUCCCCAAAAAAACGAUAGUGGAAAUCAUGUCAACUCCAUACGUGAAGUUUAUCAGCCACAUUUCGCAGUUCACGAUCUUUCUUUCGCUGAUUGCUGCCUCGUCAAUGCGCGAUAACCACACUCCAACAAUUAUAGAAUACUACAUUUUCCUAACCGUCGUUGGAAUGAUGGUUGAAAAGUUUGAUGAAAUGCUACGUCAAAAAGGAAAAAUAAAUAAUUUCUUCAAAUGGUGGAACAUUAUCACAAUCAUAAUGCUGACUUUCUUCCUCAUGGCGGGACUAACAUGGAUCGUCGGUUAUGUCGUUAAGGCGUACGGCGCUAAAAAAGAUGGAUAUAAGUUGCUGCUGCUCGGGAAUAGCUUUUUCACGGUGGCAAUUGUUGUCAGCGUUUUUCAUUUUCUUGACUUUUGUCAGGUCAAUUCCACAUUGGGACCGUUUCAGUUGUCUCUUUAUCGUAUGAUACAGGAUGUCUUAAAAUUUAUGCUAUUUUUUUCUGCCAUGUUUGUCGCGGUUGUCGUUGGUUUGAGAAAUCUUUAUUCGUAUUACAACAGCAUCCAAGAAGAGAUGUUGGGGCAAAACAAAAGCAAGGCAGAAAACAUCAACGAGAAUUUCUCGAAUCUUCAGGGAGUGAGUAAACAUCUGUUCUGGGCACUCUUCGAUAAAAUCGAUCUCGAAGACUUUGAUACGAAAGACUCACGCUUUGAAAUCACACAAGUAACAGGAAAACUGCUGUUCGCAAUCUACUCAAUCGUGGUUGUCUUCAUUGCUCUCAACAUGCUCAUUGCAAUGAUGAAUCAUUCAUACGAGUAUGUGUCGCAGGAGCAAGACAUUCAGUGGAAAUUCAGUCGUACUGAAGUGUGGCUGGAUUUCGUAAAGAAAGGGUGCACACUACCAGCUCCAUACAAUCUAAUACCGAACCCAAGAUUCAUCAAUCGCUUUUUAAAGAGAAAGCGGCAAAAGAAAUUGAGAAAAGAUACACUUAUUCCAGAACAACACGAAUUGGAAAAAUUAGAAGAGAGAAGAAACAUAAUGAAAUGCUUAAUCGAUCGAUAUUUUCAAAAACAAAAAGUUCAGAAAAAAGAAGCUUUGGCAACGGUGAAGGACAUCAAAGAAAGCGAAUACAAGAUCGUGAGAUUUAUGAAACAACAACAUCAUUCUCCCGUUAAGACUAUGUAAAACGUUUGACACACUUGUGCAAACAAAACGAACGACGAACGAAAAACUGGAUGUUUAAACGAAAGCAUGUCACAGCAAAAUAUUUCUAAAAGGCAAGUCUCGUUUGAUCUCUGCUAUUUGACUUCUAGUUUGUUAUGAACUUUGCAUGCUUUAUGUCUUCAAAUUGCCUCUUAUGGACCAUUUAUGUCUUCAAAUUGCCUCUUAUGGACAACAUAUCAGGUCUAUUUUUUCUCUUCCUGGUACAUUGUUCCGGUACGGUUUAACACCUCGGAAAACUGCGUGCAUAUACGAGAAAAAUGUCCACCCUCCCAGAAUAUCUUCCCGCACGUCGCACAGCAGUAAAACAGCUCAAUCUUAUCCAAUAUACUCUCGGGAAGAGCUUCAAUCUGUAGGCGAACGCCGCUACUAAGUUUUAAAGUGUUUACAUCUAAGGGAGGCGUAAUUUUUGAUGACCCAUUUGAAAUAUACUGAGGAAAUAAAUUGUUACUAACUUUGCA